UAUGAGCUCCUCUUUUAAUUUUACAAACCCAUUGAUACACAGCUCCUCUGUUUUCACCAAUUCUCACAAAUCCAAAUCCAAAUCCUCUUUUCUUCUUCAUCCAUUAACCUCUCCUAUUUCUCUUCUAAUUCCUUCCAAAUCCAUAAAAACUCCUUCCUCUCGCCGCCCUCUAUCCGCCGUAUUAACCACAGAACAAACAGAGCUCCAACCAAAACUUGAACAAAAUGAUGACCAAAACCCCUCCUUCCGUUUCAAGGACUACAUGAUCCAGAAGGCUAAUUUAGUCAACCAAGCUCUCAAUGACGCCGUUUCUCUCCAGGACCCACUCAAAAUCCACGAGGCCAUGCGUUACUCUCUCCUCGCCGGCGGAAAACGGGUCCGUCCAGUACUCUGUCUCGCCGCAUGCGAUCUCGUCGGUGGUCCUGAGUCCGCGGCCAUACCGGCUGCUUGUUCCAUCGAAAUGAUCCAUACCAUGUCGCUCAUCCACGACGAUCUUCCAUGCAUGGACAACGACGACCUCCGGCGAGGUAAGCCGACGAACCACCGUAUGUUCGGGGAGGACGUCGCGGUGCUUGCUGGUGACGCGCUUUUAUCUUUCGCUUUUGAACAUAUGGCGGCGGCGGUGACAGCGGCGGGGGUGUCGCCGGAGAGAGUGGUGCGGGCGAUUGGGGAAUUGGCGAAGGCGACCGGAUCGGGAGGGUUGGUGGCAGGGCAAGUGGUGGACAUAGAGUCGGAAGGGGCAAACGACGUGGGAUUGGAACUUCUUGAGUACAUCCAUGUGCAUAAGACGGCGGCGCUUCUGGAAGCCGCAGCCGUCAUCGGAGCAAUCGUGGGUGGCGGAAGCGAGGAGGAAAUAGAAAAACUUAGGAUAUUCGCCCGACGUAUCGGACUGUUGUUCCAAGUGGUGGACGACAUUCUGGAUGUGACGAAAUCGACGGAGGAAUUGGGGAAAACCGCCGGAAAAGACGUGGCGGCGGAGAAAGCGACGUAUCCGAAAUUAAUGGGAAUUGAAAAAUCGAAAGAAUUUGCUGAAACUUUGAGGGAAGAAGCCGUUGAAGCGUUGGCCGGAUUCGAUCCGGUUAAGGCGGAGCCGUUAAUUGCUUUGUCCAAUUACAUUGCUUAUAGGCAAAGAUAAAACAAAUUAAUUAUUCGGACGGGGCUAAUCAUCAUUUUGCACCGUUGGAUUUUAACAUUAUAAAUUUUCGAAUUUAUAUCCAACUAAACUCAAUAUUUAUGAUGGUCUCGUUGAAUAAUUUAAAAAAUAUAAUAUAAAAUAAGUUUAAUGUCACAGUUUGUUGUAUCUGU
Cucumis melo (muskmelon) is the source of this 1305-nucleotide messenger RNA. Its product is annotated as geranylgeranyl pyrophosphate synthase 7, chloroplastic-like. The record is from RefSeq and is a predicted model, not a curated record. Gene Ontology annotation, biological process: isoprenoid biosynthetic process. Bases 2 to 1135 code for a protein of 377 amino acids. Lineage: Eukaryota; Viridiplantae; Streptophyta; Magnoliopsida; Cucurbitales; Cucurbitaceae. The transcript has a single exon. Gene Ontology annotation, molecular function: geranylgeranyl diphosphate synthase activity.